Sciurus carolinensis (gray squirrel) is the source of this 3023-nucleotide messenger RNA. It is a transcript of the gene Skida1, whose product is annotated as SKI/DACH domain containing 1. The transcript has a single exon. Bases 138 to 2867 code for a protein of 909 amino acids. Lineage: Eukaryota; Metazoa; Chordata; Mammalia; Rodentia; Sciuridae. The record is from RefSeq and is a predicted model, not a curated record.
UAACAGUCUUUGUUAUUUUAUUAGCAGGAUGCCUUGAGACACACGCAGCAUCUGGCGGAGGAUUAACAUACAUACAUGUGUAUGUAUGCGUCACGUAUAUAUUUACUGCAAAUGGUGGGGAUCAUUUAGUGCCCGAGAUGGGAGACCUGAAGUCAGGUUUUGAAGAGGUGGAUGGCGUGAGGCUCGGCUACCUCAUCAUUAAAGGAAAGCAAAUGUUUGCCCUCUCCCAAGUCUUCACAGAUCUGCUGAAAAACAUCCCGAGGACGACCGUGCACAAGCGCAUGGAUCAUCUAAAAGUGAAAAAGCACCACUGCGAUCUGGAAGAGUUGCGGAAACUCAAGGCAAUCAACAGCAUCGCCUUCCACGCCGCCAAAUGCACGCUCAUCUCCCGGGAAGACGUGGAAGCUCUCUACACCUCCUGCAAAACCGAGCGUGUCCUCAAGACCAAGCGCAGGAGGGCCGGCCGGGCCCUGGUCACAAAGGCGCCGCCGCCAGAGCGCGCCGCCGCCGCCAGCCCCCGCCCGGGGUUUUGGAAGGACAAGCACCAACUUUGGCGGGGCCUAAGCGGAGCCGCGCGGCCCCUGCCAAUCAGCGCGCAGUCCCAGCGCCCCGGCGCCGCCGCUGCGCGCCCCGCCGCCCAUCUACCUCAGAUUUUUAGCAAAUACCCGGGCUCGCACUACCCGGAAAUCGUACGCUCGCCUUGCAAACCCCCUCUAAACUAUGAAACUGCCCCGCUCCAGGGAAACUACGUCGCCUUUCACUCGGACCCUGCUUAUUUUCGGAGCCUUCUGUGCAGCAAGCAUCCGGCCGCUGCUGCCGCCGCCGCCGCCGCCGCCGCCGCUGCCGCAGCCGCCGCCGCCGCCUACUACCAGGCGUCGGCUCCUGGGCCCCAGCCCAAGGCGGCGGCGGGCGCCGGAGGCCCGGUGAACCUGACCUACCGGUGCAAGCGCAAGCGCGGGGGCUCUAAGGACUGCCUGCUCGCGCCCCACGCUGGCGCCCGGCGCCUGCUGCUGCUGCCCAGAUCCUACAAAGCCAAGGCGGCGGCCGCGGCGGCGGCUGCAGCCGCAGCGGCGGCGGCGGCGGCUGCUGGGGCCACUUGCCUGGAGAGGUUUCAUCUGGUCAACAGCUUCUGCCCGCCUCCCCAUCACCACCACCACCACCACCACCACCAUCACCACCACCACCACCACCGGGCCCAGCAGCCGCAGCCGAAUCACCACCCCCCUCACCACCACCGGCCGCAGCCCCAUCUAGGCAGCUUUCCCGAGAGCUGUAGCAGCGACUCCGAGUCCAGUUCCUACUCGGACCAUGCAGCCAACGACUCGGAUUUUGGCUCCAGUUUGUCCAGUUCCAGCAACUCUGUGUCCUCGGAGGAAGAGGAGGAGGAAGGAGAGGAGGAGGAAGAAGAGGAGGAGGAGGAAGAGGGGGGCAGUGGGGCCUCGGAUUCCAGUGAAGUCAGCUCCGAGGAGGAGGACUCGUCCACGGAGUCAGACUCCAGCUCCGGCUCCAGCCAAGUGUCAGUGCAGAGCAUCCGUUUCAGGCGCACCAGUUUCUGCAAGCCUCCCAGUGUGCAGGCGCAGGCCAACUUCUUGUACCAUCUGGCCUCCGCCGCCGCUGCAACCAAACCCGCUGCUUUCGAGGAUGCCGGCAGACUUCCCGACCUCAAAAGUAGUGUCAAAGCGGAGUCACCAGAGGAGUGGAAUCUGCAGAGUUGGGCCCCCAAAGCGUCUCCGGUGUACUGCCCGGCCAGCCUGGGGAGUUGUUUCCCAGAGAUAAGGAACGAUAGGGUAUCUGAGAUUACAUUCCCACACUCUGAAAUUUCCAGUACUGUAAAGAGAACUGACCUGACAAUUAACUGCCUGGCAGAGGGGGCCUCUUCACCUAGCCCAAAGACAAACAAUGCAUUUCCACAACAAAGAAUACUCCGAGAGGCUAGGAAAUGCCUACAAGCUACUCCUACUACACACUGUGCAGAUAACAACACAAUAGCUGCUAGGUUCUUAAAUAAUGAUUCUUCAGGAGCAGCAGCAAAUUCAGAAAAAGAUUCCAAAAUCCUUCAUUGUCCUGAAUUUGCUACGGAUUUGCCCUCUUCACAAACUGAUCCUAAAGUGGAUGCAGCAGCAGUAGCAGCAACUAAAGUGGAGAAUCUGUGCACUGACACAGGCGACAAGACUUUGUCAUUUCUGCACAAUAUUAAAAUCAAAGUAGAAGACAGUAGUGCUAAUGAAGAAUAUGAACCUGAUCUUAUUACAAAUAAGCUAAAGUGCGAGUGCAAUGAUACAAAGGGUGAGUUUUACAGUGUGACUGAAAAUAAAGAGGAGGACGCCUUGUUAACCACAGCCAAGGAAGGUUUUGCAUGCCCUGAAAAAGAAACUCCUUCCUUAAAUCCACUGGCUCAGAGUCAGGGCCUUUCAUGCACUUUAGGUUCUCCAAAACCUGAGGAUGGGGAAUAUAAAUUUGGUGCCAGGGUGAGAAAAAAUUACCGAACACUAGUACUGGGAAAACGACCUGUCCUUCAGACACCUUCAGUCAAACCAAAUUUGAAAUCAGCUAGAAGCCCUCGUCCUACAGGUAAAACUGAGACACAUGAAGGAACACUGGAUGACUUUACAGUUAUAAACAGACGCAAAAAGGUAGCCAGCAAUGUAGCAUCAGCAGUGAAAAGGCCGUUUAAUUUCAUGGCAAAUUUUCCUUGUCCACCAUCACUCAUUAUUGGGAAGGAUGGGGACUUGUGGCCAGCGUAUUCUUUAAACACCACUAAGGAUUCCCAACCUCCUCACAAGGCCCAUCCUAUAUGGAAAUGGCAGCUGGGCGGUUCUGCAAUACCUCUUCCACCUAGUCACAAAUUCAGGAAAUUUAAUUCAUAAAAAUGUUUUGGAAGAUAUUUUCUUGAACCAUAUUACCUUCCUUUUGUUGUAAACUGCACAGGAUGGUUUGUACAAGUCCAUUAAUGGUGUUACAUCCCCUUUGGAGUCCUGGUUUAUCGCAUUUUGAAGACAGAAAUCGGAUUACUUUUUUUCCAU